Colletotrichum paranaense is the source of this 957-nucleotide messenger RNA. RefSeq lists its product as uncharacterized. The transcript is spliced from 4 exons. Bases 1 to 957 code for a protein of 318 amino acids. The record is from RefSeq and is a predicted model, not a curated record. NCBI's taxonomy places the organism in Eukaryota, Fungi, Ascomycota, Sordariomycetes, Glomerellales, Glomerellaceae.
AUGGUCCGAACUCUCGGUAACAAACUGCACACCCGGGCACAGCACACCGUGACACCUCUUUCCCAUCUCCACGCCCGCCGCAACGCGCUGAAUCAUUCCGAGAAAGCUGCAGGCUGGAACUCUGGACCUACAUUGACGCUGCCGAAUUCCACACAGACACAGUCGAAGCAGCUUGCCGGUUUGCCAACUUGGACAGACAAAUACAUCGUCACCAAACUGGGUGACAAGUGGGCAUCGCCAAAACUCGCCUCCCACGAUGUCACCCCAUACCCUCACCAUCAACGCCCUCAUACCACUUUCACAGCAUAUUCACCUACCGUCGUCACCAAUGCUGAGCAGAAAGAAAAAGAAGAAGCAAAAAACAAAAGCCACAAAAAGGGGAGGACGCUAGGACUUGACUUCCAUCUUGAGCUACCCUGUCCACCAGUGAACCACCCCCCAGAACCUCGAAGCGACCCCAAACCAGGCAGGGAUCAGCCCUCUUCGGAGAGGAAAACCAAGGUCUGCCAGCCCUCCAAGGAAGAGCUCAAAUCUCCUGUUUAUCUGCAUUGUGCACCUAGUGUCUACGUAGAGAGCAAUGUAUACAACGCCACACGAUAUAGCAGCCCAUUUGCUCUCCUAUACGCGAUGCUCAAGAUACUCGGCUACGAUGGCCGUACCUGCAACACCCUCCCACAGAUUCCCAAUUCCUCCUCAUCAAUGCCAUUGACCCUCAUCAUUGGCCGUUCGUCCCAAAGUACUCCAAAGAACAUGGAUCCCAGAAACGACAACACGGAUGGCACCUACGUAAGCAGCCAGAUCAUAGCCCUUGCUCGGGGGAGGAUCGCAACUUGUGAAGAGCAUGCAUGCAUACCUGCAACCAUCUCUCGAAUGCCUGCUCACCCACAACCCUGUGCCUGUGCUGGCCUCGCAAAAGAGAUCGGCCUCAGCUCGACAAGGUCCUACGACCUGCAGUAG